Molecule: messenger RNA, 515 nt
Organism: Rubroshorea leprosula
Lineage: Eukaryota; Viridiplantae; Streptophyta; Magnoliopsida; Malvales; Dipterocarpaceae
Source: the annotation of a GenBank genome assembly
AUUCUCCAUUAAUGCCCUUUCAUAUAUUUCUCUUCUUUCGUUUAUAUAUAUCUGCUGCAGCGAGAAAAGGAUGCUGGGUCAUAUUGUGGGCAACUUCAAGGCAGCUGCCGCCGGUAUGGUUGGCGGGGGGAAGAAGGUCAUGGGUACUGCUGUUUUGAUGAAGAAGAAUGUUCUGGACUUCAACGACUUCAAUGCAUCAAUUAUCGACAGGCUUGAUGAAUUGAUCGGGCGGAAAGUCUCCCUGAAACUCAUCAGUGCUAAGAAUGGUGACCCUGGUGAGUUCUCUACGUGUUUGAUCUUUUGUCUCAACAAAAAAUUUUUCUUCACUAGAAAGAAAGAUCAAAAACUGGGUCUUCUUCAAAACUGAUGUCUUGUUUAAUCUAUUAAACGGACUGGUUUUUCUCUUUUUGAGUACAUAGAGAUGGGGUCUUUGACUUCAGUUUUCCAAGUGUAUAUAUGGUCUUUAGUUUAUCCCAUCCAUAAAACUUUACUCGGAAGAAAGACAGAAAAUUAAC